This is a messenger RNA of Cuscuta epithymum, 5562 nucleotides long. The record is from the annotation of a GenBank genome assembly. NCBI's taxonomy places the organism in Eukaryota, Viridiplantae, Streptophyta, Magnoliopsida, Solanales, Convolvulaceae.
GUAUAAGGUGUCCUUGGAUAGCCUUUGAAGUGUAGUUUCAUAAUUGAGUGGCCUUUGUUCGAGUAGAGAGAGUAAUCAUCCAAAAAUCGAUCUGGAACGAGCAGUGGUCUGUGAACUCGAGCUGUGGGAGUGCUGAGACUGUUUGGUCGAUAUCUCGAGUUUUACGAAUCCAAUUAAGGCGUGUGAGAUACCCACAGAAAGCUCUCAAGACGAGGAAUCCGUGAAGGUCUGGUUUGCAGGAAUCGGAGUUGUGGAAGGCUUCCAAAUCGUCCGAGCAAAGCACAACCUCGCAGGAGAGGAUUUGAUCUUCUAAAAGAAACGAGUUGACCGGGAAACACCCGUUCUAGGGGCUGUUUUCGUAUCAACGAUUAAGGGUUGAACUAGCACUUUGAGGAGGCUGUUUAACACUCAUAUUUGAGCAAGGAAUCAGUUCCAAAUCCACCUUGACCAAAGCUUUGACCAUUGGACCAAGAAGGGAAAGUUUAAAGCUCAAUUGAGGUUGAGGCUAGAGCUUGCAUCCUGUGCUCGUUGAUCGAGUGAUUCCUCGGAGAGAAGACUUGAAAUGGACCGUGGUGGCAGGAUUACUAGGAGAAACCCGACUGGCCGUGUACCAGUGGAGACUGGACAGGGCAGUCGAAGGACCUCUAGGGCAUCUAGAGGAGCUGGCCGUGGAGGCCGAUCACAGACCGUGAGUGACGGUCAUGUCGACACGGAAAGUGAAACCUACUGGUCCUAUGAGGACUCGACCUAUCGACCGGAAACUGAACCGGUUGAGACCCCUUAUGAAGGGGAUGAUGAUGAUGUAAGUGAUGAGGAGGAAAAUGGCUCCUUAGCACGGAUUGAAGCACUACUUCAACAGUACCACCGUGAGCGUGAGGAGAGGAGGGAACGCCGAAGGCGCCGGGCUGGGCAACCUUCGGGCGGGGCUUCAAGAGGGAGAAGCCAUGGCGACUCUAGGGCCCACACUGAACCACAUGGGGGUCGGGGUGAUGGAGGUCCAAUCAUAAGGAUCUCCAAAUACAUCAAAGAGGCACGAGACUUGGGGUGCAAACCGUUCGAUGGGACGGGUGACAUCUCCGUUUCGGCACAAUGGAUUAAGCGGCUGAAUGAGGCAGCCCUGGACAUGCAACUCACCCCCGAAUAUAAACUAAGGGUUGCGGUGAGAUUGCUUGAAGGUAUGGCAUCCAAGUGGUGGGAUGGGACCAAAGGCAAAUAUGGCGAGACUGUCACUUGGGAGGAUUUCCGACAGGAAUUCUUUGCCCAAUAUUACUCGGACUUUGAGGUGAACAAGAAAGUGAGGGAAUACACCCUUCUAACCCAAGGGGGUAACAUGACGGUGAGGGAACUUGAGUACAAGUUCAGGGAUCUUGCCGAUUACAUACCUGAGUAUGCUUGCGACGAGAACCGGAUGGUGAACCACUUCUGGGAUGCUCUAGACUUGGAGAUACGUGACAGGGCAACACAAUUGCCUAACAUGACGUUUGCCCAAGUGGUUGACCAAGGGUUGAAAGGAGAGAAGCAAUGGGAAGAAAGGAAGAAGAGAGACGCCGAGGAGGCGAAAAAGAGAAAGUGGGAGAGUCAUGGCUCCCAAGGUUCCAACAAAAAGGGGAACCACGGGGGAGGAUCUUUCCGGGCACCACCGCCACCAUAUAGGGGGAACCAAGGCCCGAGUGGGCAAGGCGCGAGGUCACAAACCUCAGUGGUAGCUCGUUGCAACAAUUGCAAGAAGAACCACUCCGGUAAAUGUCGCGACCCCCCUAGAUGUUUUCAAUGCGGGGAUGCCGGGCAUUUGAAGGCACAUUGUCCACAAUUGAGUGGGGCAAGGACAUCGGGACCAAGUAGUGGCCCGACGGGUACGCGGAAUCAACCCGGGGCUUCUCAAGCAAGCCGGGGACAUGGGGGAGCAAGUGCGAGCAACGCGCCAUCCGUGAACCAAGGGAGGACCCAGGCUAGGGUCUAUGCGAUGACGGAGGCGGAUGCUCAAGCUAACCCGGACUCCGUUGCAGGUAUUGCCUCUCAUAUACUAGUGUUUUAUCCUUAAUUAGUCCAUAAAUUGAGGAUACUAAUCGCUAGGAUCAUUGCACGAGGUUUUGGGGUCGAACCGGGGGAUUUCGGGCAACUUCAGGCGGCUGGGACCCAGGCACGAUCGUGCCUAAGGCAGACACGAUCGUGCCUCCAAGUCAGUAGCUGCCCAGGAAUAAUCCCAGCCCAGGCACGAUCGUGCCUAAGGCAGACACGAUCGUGCCUACAAGGCAGUAGCUGCCCAGGGUUUUUCUCCAAACCAGGCACGAUCGUGCCUAAGGCAGACACGAUCGUGCCUCCAAGUCAGUGGUUCCCAGGAUUUUUCCAACCCAGGCACGAUCGUGCCUAAGGCAGACACGAUCGUGCCUCCAAGGCAGUAGCCCCAGGGCGUUUUUCCUGAGCCAGGCACGAUCGUGCCUACCCCGGGCACGCCGUGCCUGGCACCCAGAUUGCCGAAACCCGGUUUUUUCGCAUCGUUUUGCGACGUUAAGGCCUCUUCUUGAUCCCUAACGUGCGUGUGAACAUUGCAACCUUCUAUAAAUGAGUAGGGAGGGUAGGAAAGAUGUCUUACAUGGUUCAUGAAUGUAGGGACACUAAAGAUUAACGGGAAGGAUGCACGAAUCCUUAUCGAUACCGGAGCGCAACGUUCAUUCGUGAGUGAGGCGUUUGCCGAGAGCUUAGAGAUGCAAUCAAUACCAAUGACACAAACCUUAGUGGUAUCAACCCCACUAGGGGAAGACGUUGAAAGAAACAAUUACUAUCCAUCUUGUAUGGUGGAAAUCGGUGGCCAAACCUUGACGUGUGAUUUCGUACCGCUGAGUAUGAUGGAGUUCGAUGCAAUCCUAGGGAUGGAUUGGCUAGAAAAGCAUCAUGCUAGGGUAGAUUGCUACACAAAGGUGUUGGAACUCGAAGGCACACAGGGGGACACCCUGCGCUUCGAGGGGGACCGCGGCAAAUCAAAUAGUUGUAUCAUAUCCGCCGUGAGAGCGAGAAAUAUGAUGAGGAAGGGAUGCCACGCAUAUCUAGCAUUCGUGGUUGACAAAACCAAAGAGGAAACGAACAUCGAUGAUGUGAGGGUGGUUUGUAAGUAUCCGGAUGUCUUCCCUAAAGACCUACCGGGGCUUCCACCUGACAGAGAGAUUGAAUUUGUGAUCGAGGUCGAGCCUGGUACCAAACCAAUCUCCAUACCGCCAUACCGGAUGGCACCCGCUGAACUUAACGAGUUGAAAACCCAAUUGCAAGAGCUUUUGGAUAACGGUUUCAUUAGACCAAGCCACUCCCCGUGGGGAGCACCGGUUCUUUUUGUGAAAAAGAAAGAUGGGACACUUCGAAUGUGCAUUGACUAUCGUCAACUGAACAAGGUCACAAUCAAGAAUAGGUAUCCGUUGCCUAGGAUUGAUGACUUGUUUGAUCAACUACGAGGAGCAACCGUGUUUUCAAAGAUUGACUUAAGGUCGGGGUACCAUCAAUUGAAGAUUAAGGAAGAUGACAUACCAAAGAGUGCUUUCCGCACAAGGUAUGGGCAUUUUGAGUUCCUUGUUAUGUCGUUUGGAUUAACAAACGCCCCGGCGGCAUUCAUGGACUUGAUGAACCGAGUAUUUCAUAAAUACUUGGAUCGAUUCGUGAUUGUGUUCAUAGAUGACAUCUUGAUUUACUCAAAGAGUGAAGAAGAGCAUGAGGAGCACUUGAUACUUGUUCUUGAAACGCUACGGGAGAAGCAACUCUAUGCCAAAUUUUCUAAAUGUGAAUUUUGGCUAAAGGAGAUUGGCUUCCUCGGGCACGUGGUUUCGGGAUCGGGGAUUGCUGUUGAUAACAAGAAGAUAGAAGCCAUUACUGAAUGGGAGAGGCCAAAGAACGUCAAGGAAAUUCGUAGUUUCCUUGGAUUGGCAGGCUACUAUAGAAAGUUCGUGGAGAAGUUCUCUGUUUUGGCAUCGCCAUUGACGAAGCUCACUCGUAAAGGAGCUAAGUUUGUAUGGGAUGACAAAUGUGAGAAAGGGUUCAUGGAACUAAAGAAGAGAUUGACCGAGGCACCGGUACUUGCAUUACCCAAACAGGGUGUGAGGUACGAUGUCUAUAGCGAUGCGAGCAUCCAAGGGCUCGGAUGUGUACUGAUGCAGAAUGGGAGGGUAAUCGCCUAUGCUUCACGACAAUUGAAGAAGCAUGAGGUGAAUUAUCCUACUCAUGAUUUGGAGCUCGGGGCAGUGGUAUUUGCACUGAAGAUAUGGAGACAUUAUCUCUACGGGGAGACAUGUCACAUAUACACCGAUCACAAGAGCUUGAAGUACGUGUUUACUCAGAAAGAGCUAAACAUGAGACAGAGACGGUGGAUGGAGCUGAUAAAAGACUACCAUCUAGUGAUAGAGUAUCACCCAGGCAAGGCAAACGUGGUGGCAGAUGCUUUGAGCCGGAAGAGCUCGUCUGGGGCAUUGAUAACUAAUUUGAGGGCAUUAAGAGCCCAACUGGAGGUAACCAGCGAUGGUGCCUUAUUGGCACGAUUUGAGGUAAGACCCACUUUACUUGAUGAGAUCAAGAAGGGUCAGGAAGCCGACGAAGAACUUAUGAAGGUCCGGGAACGCAUGCAAGCGGGGCCGGUGGAGGAUUUCAGGGAAAGAGAUGAUGGUCUCUUGUUAUUUCGUGACCGAGUGUGUGUACCGUCAGAUGAUGAGCUCCGAAAGUCCAUCUUAGAGGAGGCUCAUUCAUCGGCUUAUGCCAUGCACCCGGGGGGCACGAAAAUGUACCGUGAUUUGAAGGAAAGUUACUGGUGGUCUGGAAUGAAGAGGGAAAUAGCCGAGUACAUCAGUCGGUGCCUUACUUGUCAACAAGUUAAGGCAGAACAUCAGCACCCAGCAGGCUUAUUGCAACCACUCUCCAUCCCUGAAUGGAAGUGGGAGCACGUGACUAUGGAUUUCGUGGUAGGCUUACCACGGACUAUCAGGAACUAUGACGCGGUUUGGGUCGUUGUGGAUAGGCUCACAAAGAGUGCACACUUCUUGCCUAUCAACACUACCUAUCCACUUGAGAGGUUAGCCAAAUUGUAUACGGAUGAGAUCGUGAGGCUGCAUGGGGUCCCGGUGACCAUUGUAUCUGAUAGAGACCCACGAUUCACAUCACGUUUUUGGCCGAAAUUCCAGGAGUCUAUGGGAACGAAGUUGAAGUUCAGCACUGCUUUCCAUCCACAGACGGAUGGGCAGUCUGAAAGGGUUAUACAGAUCCUAGAAGACAUGCUGAGGGCUUGUGCAUUGGAGUUCCAGGGGAGUUGGGACACCCACUUAGCACUUGUGGAGUUUGCCUAUAACAACAGUUAUCAGGCAAGCAUCGGCAUGCCUCCAUACGAGGCAUUGUAUGGGAGGAGGUGCCGUACACCGUUAUGCUGGGACGAGGUUGGCAUGGCCAAACUCGAGGGUACUGAGUUGGUGGAGGUCACCAAAUCAAAGGUGAAGUUAAUUCGAGAGAGACUCAAGGCGGCUCAGGAUAGACAAAAGAGUUAUGCAGAUAAGCGUCGAAGAACCUUAGAGUUUAAGGUUGAUGACGAGGUAUUCU